AUGCCUCCCUCCCAUCCCCGCGAACAGCCUGCCUGCCUACCCGCCCGUCCACCCACCCUACCCCCGCACGACGCGCCGCUCCUACAAGUCCCCCCUUCACGUUUCCCCUCACUCCACCUCCACAAGAAGCGCCGAAGCCCCAGAAAGAAAGAAAGAGAGGAAAAAGGAACCCGAGCUAACCAACUCGAGGGAGGGCGCGCGCGCGUGCGCACGCUCUCGCUCUCUCUUCUCUCCAGCUUCUUCAAGACGCUCGUCGACCACGAAGUCACGGUCGAGCUCAAGAACGACAUUUCGAUCCGCGGCACGCUGAAAUCGGUCGACCAGUUCCUCAACAUCAAGCUCGACGACAUCCACGUGGUCGAGGAGCUCAAGUACCCGCAUCUGAGCUCGGUCAAGAACGUCUUCAUCCGCGGCAGCGUGGUGCGGUACGUGCACCUGCCGGGCGCGGCCGUCGACACGGCGCUGCUCGAGGACGCGACGAGGCGGGAGGCGGCGCAGGCGGCGGCGAAGGCGAAGCAGUAG
This is a messenger RNA of Diplodia corticola, 522 nucleotides long. Its product is annotated as u6 snrna-associated sm-like protein lsm2. Gene Ontology annotation, molecular function: RNA binding. The record is from RefSeq and is a predicted model, not a curated record. Gene Ontology annotation, cellular component: precatalytic spliceosome; Lsm1-7-Pat1 complex; U6 snRNP. Gene Ontology annotation, biological process: mRNA splicing, via spliceosome. The transcript has 2 exons. Lineage: Eukaryota; Fungi; Ascomycota; Dothideomycetes; Botryosphaeriales; Botryosphaeriaceae. Bases 1 to 522 code for a protein of 173 amino acids.